Molecule: messenger RNA, 947 nt
Organism: Dentiscutata erythropus
Lineage: Eukaryota; Fungi; Glomeromycota; Glomeromycetes; Diversisporales; Gigasporaceae
Source: the annotation of a GenBank genome assembly
AAGUGAAAUGAAUAUGACAGUUAAUAGGACUUUUAUUGAAUCGAAAGUUUAUAGUAGUUUUGAUGUUGUUAUUGACCCGAAAUCUAUUAAUACUGGUAGUCUUCCAUUAAACAUCACUACAUCGAAUCUAUCAACAGUCGAUACUUUAUGUGUAGGUUUUGGUGGUCAAGAUAACAUUAGUGAUAAAGCAGUUGGUGUCCAUUGUUGGACAGUAUUUGGACCACCUAAUAUUACUGAAAGAGGAAUUGAACAAACAUUAUAUGGAUGUGCAGCAGCAGUUAAAGCCAGUGUAAAGAUAAUAAAUAUGGAAUCCAACUCGAUGGGCAAUAUUAAUGUGUUGGUCAAACAGACAGUCUCAAUGAAUUGGUAUAUUGAAAAUGGUAGCCUCAAUGUUACUGGAGAAAAUAUUCCAAAUAAUAGCAUGAUAGGAAAUAUAGCUGAUGCACAAACUGCCAGUGUUGCUGGUAUAACGAUUUACACCAUAGCUGGUAGUUUGGACUCUCAAGAUUUAAGUAGUUAUCGGGCAGAUGGUGUUGGGAAUUUAGCUUUAUUACAACAAUGGAAAGAGCAAGGCACAACUGAAGAAGGCAUAAACAGUAUGUUCCAACGACAAAUGACUGAUAUCUUGGUCAAUAUGGUGACACCGACUGGUCAAGCUAUGAUAAGUGGUCCCAUUCAGGUUAUGAUAGAAAAGACGUGUUAUGACAUAUGUUUUGGUAUUCAAAAUUAUAUAGCCAUAAUAUUAUUAAUAAUGAUUCUAUACUUACUAUUCGUAUCUACUAUAAAUGAUGAAAGUGCGAAAUCAUUAUCAAUUAAGCAGAUUGUUCGGCAAAUGGAUCUUGGUAGAGCAAUAUUAAAUACAUUGGAUUAUUUAGAAGCUAGUGCUGCUAACGCUUCAGAUUGGGAAAAAAUUGAUGGUCAAAAGUUUAUAUCAUUGAGCAAUAAGG